This is a messenger RNA of Vicugna pacos (alpaca), 4107 nucleotides long. RefSeq names its product solute carrier family 6 member 20 (gene SLC6A20). Gene Ontology annotation, cellular component: apical plasma membrane; plasma membrane. Gene Ontology annotation, biological process: L-proline import across plasma membrane; sodium ion transmembrane transport; glycine transport. Gene Ontology annotation, molecular function: L-proline transmembrane transporter activity; proline:sodium symporter activity. The record is from RefSeq and is a predicted model, not a curated record. Lineage: Eukaryota; Metazoa; Chordata; Mammalia; Artiodactyla; Camelidae.
GUGGGCCUGGGCAACGUGUGGCGCUUCCCCUACCUGUGCCAGAUGUACGGCGGAGGUAGUUUCCUGGUGCCCUACAUUGUCAUGCUCAUCGUGGAGGGCAUGCCGCUCCUGUACCUGGAACUGGCAGUGGGGCAGCGCAUGCGGCAGGGCAGCAUUGGCGCCUGGAGGACAAUCAGCCCCUACCUCAGUGGCGUUGGCGUGGCCAGCGUGGUGGUGUCCUUCUUCCUCUCCAUGUACUACAACGUCAUCAACGCCUGGGCCUUCUGGUACCUCUUCCACUCCUUCCAGGAUCCCCUGCCGUGGUCUGUCUGCCCAGUGAAUGGCAACCGCACGGGCUAUGACGAGGAAUGCGAGAAGGCGACCUCGACACAGUACUUCUGGUACCGGAAAACCCUCAACAUCUCGCCGUCCAUCCAGGAAAACGGGGCGGUGCAGUGGGAGCCGGCGCUGUGCCUCAUCCUGGCCUGGCUCCUGGUGUACCUGUGCAUCCUGCGGGGCACCGAGUCCACUGGCAAGGUGGUGUACUUCACUGCGUCGCUGCCCUACUGCGUGCUCCUCAUCUACCUGAUCAGGGGCCUCACGCUCCAUGGAGCCACCAAUGGGCUGGUGUACAUGUUCACUCCCAAGAUGGAGCAGCUGGCCAACCCCAAGGCCUGGAUCAACGCCGCCACCCAGAUCUUUUUCUCGCUCGGCCUGGGCUUCGGCAGCCUCAUCGCCUUCGCCAGCUACAACGAGCCCUCCAACGACUGCCAGAAGCACGCCAUCAUCGUGUCCCUCCUCAACAGCUCCACCUCCAUCUUUGCCAGCGUCGUCACCUUCUCCAUCUAUGGCUUCAAGGCCACCUUCAACUACGAAAGCUGUUUGAACAAGGUGAUUCUGCUGCUGACCAACUCUUUCGACCUUGAAGAUGGCUUUUUGACAGCCAGCAACCUGGAACAGGUGAAGGGCUACCUAGCAUCUGCCUAUCCGAGCAAAUACAACGAGGUGUUCCCACAAAUUAAAAACUGCAGCUUGGAAACGGAGCUCGACACGGCUGUCCAGGGCACCGGGCUGGCUUUCAUCGUCUACACCGAGGCCAUCAAAAACAUGGAGGUGUCCCAGCUGUGGUCUGUGCUCUACUUCUUCAUGCUGCUGAUGCUGGGCAUCGGGAGCAUGCUGGGGAACACGGCCGCCAUCCUCACCCCUCUGACCGACAGCAAGGCCAUCUCCAGCUACCUGCCCAAGGAGGCCAUCUCAGGUCUGGUGUGCUUCGUCAACUGCGCCAUCGGCAUGGUGUUCACCACGGAGGCCGGCAACUACUGGUUCGACAUCUUCAACGACUAUGCGGCCACGCUGUCCCUGCUGCUGAUCGUCCUGGUGGAGACGGUCGCCGUGUGUUACCUGUACGGGCUGAGGAGAUUUGAAAGCGACCUUCGGGCCAUGACUGGCCGCAAGCUCAGCUGGUACUGGAAGGCCAUGUGGGCCGGCGUGAGCCCGCUGCUCAUCGUCAGCCUCUUUGUCUUCUACCUGAGCGACUACAUCAUGACCGGGACCCUGCGCUACCAGGCCUGGGACGCCUCCGAGGGCCAGCUUGUGACCAAGGAUUACCCACCGUAUGCACUGGCCAUCAUCGGGCUACUCGUGGCUUCCUCCACCAUGUGCAUCCCUCUGGUGGCCCUGGGGACUUUCAUCACACGGUGCCUCAAACGGGGAGACACAGUCCCUGGGGCCUGACAGCCGGGCCUCCCAGAGACCCCGUCAGCUGCCAGGUCCAGGCGGAGCCGCCUCUGCUGCUGUCUGAGACAGUGACUCGGGAAGCCUUCAGCCCAUCAUCUUGCUGAGUCUAUAAAGGAUUAGGAGGGUGUGGAGGGAGCUGAGUCCCUCAAGAGGAACCCCGACCCUGCUCGCCAAGCCGUCCCUCUCCUUCCCCCUCCCCUUGGGGUCACACCCAGAUGCCCGCCCCCCAACCAUCACCAAAGAGGCAGGGUUCUCCAGGCGGUCUUAAGACAAUUGCUUGGCUCUAGGAAGGUCCUAGAACUAGGCCACACUGUGAGCUGAAAUGUGACUAUAAUUUUUAUGGAAUAAAAUGUGAGCAAUGUUUGUUUUCCUGUAGAGAUCUCAAACUAUACAGGGCAGUUGUAUUGUAAGGGCCUGAGAUGACAAAUCUGAAUGUCAUCAGUACACAAUUAGUUCUCUUAUUUUCAGCCACAUUGAAUAGGCAACCCCUGUGUUCUCCUUCACUAAGGGGACCGACUGGCCGUGAAGAAAGAAGGCCUUUGUUCGGGGCUCACCAAGGGGGUCACUUUUCCCUAAUCCGAGCUCCCUCACAGUGGGUCCAGGACUAGUCCUCUCUACAAAAGUUGCCCCAAUUUAAGGGGAGGGUAUAGCUCAGUGGUAGAGCGCAUGCUUAGCAUGCAUGCGGUCCUGGGUUCAAUCCCCAGUGCCACCAUUAAACUAACUAAAUAAAUAAAUAAACCAAAUCCCCCCCAACAAAAAGAAAAACAAACCAAAAAUUGCCCCAACAUACAGUUUGCCACCUCAAACCAACUUUGGCGGGGUGACAUGGGGCUUCGCUGCAGACAGCCCCUGCCCCGCCGUCUCAGUGGAUGGACCAGCUGUCAGAGCCUCCAGGAGGAUGGAUGUGAAACCUUGUCCGCACAGACUGAAGCUUCUAUUUGGACAUGAUGACCAACUCUUUCUAGGAAAAACCAUCAAUAUGACUUAAAAUCAAUUUUAAAUGAUCUGUGCAUAAGUUUUCUAAAAUGGAUGUAUCUCAAACAGAGCAUCUUGUCACUGAAGACGCCAUAUUUACGAUACAGCAUCAUCCACCGUGGGAAGGUCACCUGUCUUGUCUUUUUUUUUUAACUGCAAUAAGUAAGUCAAGGUCAUCCCUGAAGUGCAAGGAACCCUUCCUGUUCCAACAUCUGUGCUUCUCUGAGACCAUGGACUUCAGGAAACUUUCUUUGGGUGGAUUUGUACAGACAUCUUUAAAGACGCUUAAACACUCACUUGGGACAUCAGCUGGAGAUGUCUUUUUUUUUUUAAGUUGUUUUUCAUGCUACUAACGUCCCUAUAAGUAAAUCAGGCAUGAGAAAGGUCUUCUGCUGUCUUGAGCUGCCAUCUUAUCAGUAUCUCCAGCUUCACCAGAGGGCCAGGUAUAAUAAGGUCACAUGGCUUUAAAAUGCAUGCAUCAGUCAGACCUGGAUGUCUCAUCCAAGGGCUCUUUGGUGUCAGAAAACUUCAGUGAUCAAGGCUGGAACAAGAGUGAGCACACUCGAGGGCAGCCCUGCAGCCCUGAGUCUGUUCCUGAAUCCCUACAGGUCAGUCUCCAGCUCGGCCCCAGUCAUGGUCGCUGUCUUACAGUAGAGCCGCCCUUCCUGGGAUCAGUCAUCAGCAGGCUGUUUCCGCCCCGAGUGCCUGGUACCCUCAGGGACGUGGAGACAGCCUUGUUCUCGAACAUCACUUUGUUCACAGUAGCUGUACCUCAGUGCCCUCUACCUUGCCGCCCUUAGAACCACCUGGGAGCAUUUAAACUCCCAGUGUCCAGUCCAUGCCCUGAAAUAGACAAAUCUGAGAACCAUGGCCCCAUCUAAAAAGGAAACUGUGUUGUGCACUCAGGCACAUUUACAUCAAAAAUGGCCUUUAAAAGUUGGAAAGCAUUUCUCAUUGUAUGGAAAAGUCACUUCUACAGAAUAAUUUUUGCUCAUGAACGUCAGAGAGAUGAAGUCUCAUUAUUAUAGACUGAUGUGUCCCAGGUGAAAAUAUUUCCAGUUUUGAUCUGGUUUUAUUCUGUCUCCUGAGACUUCAGUAAGUGGCAGUAAUCCUCCUGAACCACCAAGUCCCGUCUCGGAAACUCCCCGGUGACUGUUUUGUAGGGACCGCACAACAGCGGUCACCUGACGUCUGCGCACUCUCCUCUGAUAAGCUGGAGAGAAAAAGGCACAUUCGACCCCUGAGCCUUCAGCACUAACCACAGCAUUGUGGCCAGAUCACAGACUCCAGAAAGCUUUCUAUUUAUACUAAAAGCAUACCGACUCUUGGCUUAGAAACUCUUGACUUGUCUAAGAAAUCAUGUAGAGAAGUAUUUGGGUUUUUAGCAAUUGUCAUCAAUAAAACCCUAAACAAGUA